CCGGCCGUAGGCUGUAACGGGUCUAACGCGACAACGCGGCGGGGAUAAGAGUCCCUCGCUCCGCUCGCGCGCUCCAGCGCUCCAAUCAAACGCUAGGGGCGGCGAUAAGAGUAGGACAGGCGAUGACUGGCUUUAAGUGCGAGGGGGAUGGGUGUGAAGGCGGGCGCGCUGUCACCACGCCGUCGUCAUCAGUCAGUGACAGUUGUGUGGCGCGCGGCGUAGCCUGCGAGUGACGGUGAACGAAUGGUUAAGUGUUGUCGCGAGUGAGUGAGUGUCGCCUUCGACAUGUCGUCGCCGCGGCGGGCCGUCUACAGCAUCGACCACAUCCUGGGCCGGCGGCCGCGCGAGCACGUGGAGCUAAAGAGCGAGAGUCGAGCGCACACGCCGUCCGACUCGGAACUGGAGCUCGAGCACGAGCACGAGCACGAGCACGAGCACGAGCACGAGCACGAGCACGAGCACGAGCACGAGCACGAGCACGAGCACGAGCACGAGCACGAGCGCGAUCACGAGCAAGAGCAGGAGCAUGAACGGGAGCAAGACUCGGCUCGGGAGCCACUGGAGUUGGACUCAUUAGAUACCGGACGACCAAGAAAGCAGGUGCGCCGCAGCCGGACCACGUUCACCACCUACCAGCUGCACGAGCUGGAGCGCGCCUUCGACGCCACACAGUACCCCGACGUGUUCACGAGAGAGGAGCUGGCUCUCAGGCUAGAGCUCAGCGAAGCGCGUGUUCAGGUGUGGUUCCAGAACCGGCGAGCGAAGUGGCGUAAGCGGGAGAAGGCGCUGGGUCGCGAGCACGCUCCCUUCCUCCACCACGACCACGUGGUGAGCGAGUGGAACGGCGCGGGCGCCGGUGGCGAGUGGUGGGCACUGGGACUCGGCGCGCUCGGCGUGGCCCCACCUUUAUGGCCCGCUGAACCUACUGCCUUCCGAGCCUUACUACACAGGUACGUGCUAUCGCUCCCGCCGGCGCUGGGUCCGCUGGCGCCGCCGCCGCGCUCCCCGUCGCCCGGCGCCCGCGCGCCCGCGCCCGCGCCCGCCGACCUGCGCCUGCGCCUCGAGCUGCCCGACCGCGCGCUCGCGCUGCACGCCGGCAGCAAGAUGCACACGUAG
Molecule: messenger RNA, 1116 nt
Organism: Cydia splendana
Lineage: Eukaryota; Metazoa; Arthropoda; Insecta; Lepidoptera; Tortricidae
Product: retinal homeobox protein Rx1-like
Exons: 6
Coding region: 286-1116 (276 amino acids)
Biological process (GO): regulation of transcription by RNA polymerase II
Molecular function (GO): RNA polymerase II transcription regulatory region sequence-specific DNA binding; DNA-binding transcription factor activity, RNA polymerase II-specific
Source: RefSeq, a predicted model, not a curated record